AUGAGGUUGAUACGCCGAGUGGUGAGGCGGCUGUCGGGUCGGACGCACCGCGAAAAGGGCAAGGCGUCUCCCGAAACUCUGAGGACGGGCUGCAUUGCCUGGGUGGAGAAGGAAGGCCAACCGCGGCGAGCCGAGAUCCUCAGUAUCAAAGAAACGAAGAGUGGCAAGCAUUUCUAUUGCAACUUCGACAACUUUAACAAGCGACUGGAUGAGUGGGUUCCUGUGGCCAGAAUCGACUUCAGCCAGGAUGUAGAAUGGCCGAAUCCAGAAAAGGGCAACCUGAACGAUUCAAAAUCCAAGAAAGCGCCGUCAGUACAAACGAAAAGGCCCCAGUUUCGACGAAGGCACAAAACGCCCCGGAAAGAGGAGCAGUCGGUUCACUCUGAGGCCACAACUCCUCAUCCUUGGACAGAAUUCGUGGAGUCUCAAACCCGAAAAUCAUCGUCGAUUGGACCCGAUGGCGAUCCCCAGACAUUCACCAGCGUCGGGGCUAGUGCUACGCCGGCCGCCACCGACGAGCUGGACGCGGACGAGGAGGAAAACGACUUGUUUCCGUGGUACUUUUCCCCCUAUCCAGAAGUGUUCAGCCAGGAUGACGUCAUCUUCAUCUGCGAAUUCUGCUUGAGUUACUAUGGUGACGAGAAGGCAUUCCUGCGACAUCGCAGAAAGUGCACGCUGCAACACCCACCGGGUAAUGAAAUAUACAGAGACGACUACGUGUCCUUUUUCGAAAUCGAUGGCCGUCGUCAACGCACAUGGUGUCGGAAUCUCUGCCUACUGUCUAAAAUGUUUCUCGAUCACAAGACACUGUACUACGACGUCGACCCCUUUCUCUUUUACGUCAUGUCGACCCGGAGCGACAAGGGCUGCCAUAUCGUAGGAUACUUCUCCAAAGAGAAGGAGAGUGCGGACGGAUACAACGUGGCUUGUAUCAUGACUCUGCCGCAGCACCAGAGGAAGGGAUACGGAAGGUUGCUGAUUCAGUUCUCAUACGAGCUAUCCAAGAUCGAAGGCAAGCUAGGAUCACCGGAAAAGCCGCUUUCAGAUCUGGGCCUCUUGAGUUAUCGCCAGUACUGGUCCGAAAACAUACUCGAUCUGCUGCUAGGCUACAACGAGCGAGACGACAGAGUGACGAUAGAGGUGAUUUCCAAAACUCUAGCCAUGAUGACUCAGGAUGUCGAACACACCCUGCAAGCAAUGAAUAUGCAAGUCUAUCACAAGAGCGACCACAAGAUCGUCAUCCCCGACAAGCUCAUCAAGCAAAGGGAGAAACAGAAGCAGAAGCAAAAGAUCUCUCGACCCGGCCAGGAUACAGUGGAAGCCGCCAGUGUUUACAGCCUGGAGCCGGACGUGGGGCUGGUAAAGAUGCGCCGCAACGAUAUGUGUGGUGGAAGAAAAGGUGUCGCAUCGAGCUGA
Molecule: messenger RNA, 1416 nt
Organism: Hirsutella rhossiliensis
Lineage: Eukaryota; Fungi; Ascomycota; Sordariomycetes; Hypocreales; Ophiocordycipitaceae
Product: MOZ/SAS family domain-containing protein
Exons: 3
Coding region: 1-1416 (471 amino acids)
Biological process (GO): regulation of DNA-templated transcription
Molecular function (GO): histone acetyltransferase activity
Source: RefSeq, a predicted model, not a curated record